Molecule: messenger RNA, 381 nt
Organism: Nezara viridula (southern green stink bug)
Lineage: Eukaryota; Metazoa; Arthropoda; Insecta; Hemiptera; Pentatomidae
Source: the annotation of a GenBank genome assembly
AUGGAUGGUGGAAUCUGCUCAACCGCUGUUUUACAACCAGUCAAAAAGAGUCAUUUAAGCUAUUAUCAGAACAUACCUAAGAAAUUGACUAUUGAAGAAAUGAUCAAAAAUGCAAUAAUUGCUUUAAGUGAGAAGAAAGGCGUACCUCUCUCUGCAAUAAAGAAAUAUAUGUUAGGUACCUACCUAUACGACGUUACCAAGAAGAGGGUCUACAUCCACAAGUUCCUGAAAGCGGCUGUGGCCGAUGGAAGGCUGAUCAGGAACAGUAGGAAGGGCUUAGUAUUUUACAAGAUAAGGUUUGUUGGUUCGGAUGAGAGUUGUAAAAAAGGAGUGAGGAAAACUGCCCCAAUGAAGCGGUCUUUAAAAAACAAGAAGAGAUAA